Oryza sativa Japonica Group (Japanese rice) is the source of this 2475-nucleotide messenger RNA. The record is from RefSeq and is a predicted model, not a curated record. NCBI's taxonomy places the organism in Eukaryota, Viridiplantae, Streptophyta, Magnoliopsida, Poales, Poaceae.
GGGGGAAAGAGCCGGAUCACCACGCCUCGAGCACGAGCUCGUCAACGACUCCGUCGUCUCGUCCACCUCCGAAUUCCAAAUUUUCCAUACCCUUCCUCCCAGUCCUUACACCUCUCGAUGCAAAAACCCUAGCGGGGGAAGCACCACCUGCGCAGCCGCAGCGGCCAUGGCGGAGCCGGCCCUGCUGGACCCCACCGCCGCCUUCGACCUCCGCCUCUACCCGGCCCACCUCUUCGACCACGAACUCCCUCUCGCCGGCGGCGGCGGCGGCGACGACGACGACGACCUCCCGCUCGACGGGCUCGAGUUCGACCUGCCCGGCGAUUUCUCCGUGGAGGACUUCCUCCUCCGGUCUCCGGAGCGGGACGACUCCGGCGAGGGCUCUGCUGCCGGAUCCGGGCCCACCGCCUCCCCGUCGUCGUCCCCGACCACCUCGGCGUCCAACUCCGCCGUCGCCAACGGCAGCGGCGGCGAGGUCAAGCACGAGGAGUCGGAUGAGGGGAGGAGCGGUGGGGGUGACCCCAAGUGGAGCCUGAAGCGGAAGCAGGCGAGCCCCGGCCCGAGCUCGGACGCGGCCAAGUGCCGCCGAUCCGGGGACGGCGACGUUUCUCCGUCGGCGUCGGCGUCGCGGACCGCUGUGGAUUCCGACGAGGGGGGGACGGUGUGCGAGGAGGAGGAGGACGAGCGGCGGGCGGCGCGGCUGAUGCGGAACCGCGAGAGCGCGCAGCUGUCUCGGCAGAGGAAGAAGCGGUACGUGGAGGAGCUGGAGGAGAAGGUGAAAUCGAUGCACUCGGUGAUUAAUGACCUCAAUUCUAGGAUCUCCUUUGUCGUGGCCGAGAACGCAACACUGCGGCAGCAGCUUAGUGGCGGCAGUGUGAAUUGCCCACCACCUGGGGUGUAUCCGCCGGCGCCAAUUCCCGGCAUGCAUUUCCCAUGGAUGCCUGGGUAUGCAAUGAGACCCCCUGGUUCCCAUGUACCUCUUGUGCCAAUCCCCCGGUUGAAGCCGCAACAGCCAGUGCCUUCAUCCAAAGUAGUGAAGAAACCAGAGAGCAAGAAGACUGUGGAGAACAAGAGUAAGAGCAAGACCAAGACCAAGAAGGUGGCUAGUGUUAGCCUUCUUGGUUUGCUGCUUAUUAUGCUUGUCUUUGGUGCUUUCAUUCCAGGGUUUAAUCAUAACUUUGGAAUGUGUGGGCAGAGUGAUAAUGCUAUGUUUAGGAAUUUUGGUCAGUCUCAUGCUAGGGUGUUGAGUGUCAGUAGCCAGGAUAAAAGUAGUUUGAACAAUAGCGACAUGAUUGGUGUUGAUGUUGGAAAGAUGACGGGGAAUACUGAUGGGCCAGGGAAGAAACAUCAGCCUGCACACAACUCAAGUGAGAUCCUCCCUGCUUUGUUGUAUGUGCCGAGGAAUGGAAAGCAUGUUAAGAUCAACGGCAACCUGAUUAUUCAUUCUGUGCUUGCAAGCGAGAAAGCAGUGGCACAUAAGGCCUCAAAAGAUGAUAGUGAUCAGUCAGCUAGAGAUCACAAAGAGACUAGUGUUGCCAUAGCUCGUUAUCUUUCGCUGCCUGGAAAGGAUGUGAAUCGACAGGAGACAUCCUCGGCAGAUGGACCAUUGCCACAAUGGUUUCGUGAAGGAAUGGAAGGACCUAUAUUAAAUUCUGGAAUGUGCAGUGAGGUAUUUCAGUUUGACAUUUCGACGGCUUCUAGCAAUCCUGGUGGCAUUAUACCUGCAUCUCCUGUUGUGAACUCGUCAAGUGUCAAUGCUACCGAGAAAAUCCCAGCACAUUCUGCUGCUUAUCAUGGCAAGCUGAAAAACAGAAGAGUCAUGUACAAUGAAGCGAUUCCACUCACCGGGAAGACGGCGAACAACACAGAGCCUUUUAACAGAACCUCUGAAAGCAGCAGCAAGUUACCUGAUAGCAAGCCAGCAUCAUCAGUUGUUGUCUCGGUGCUAGCCGAUCCAAGGGAGGCUGGUAAUGGGGAUGGCGAUCCGAGAGUAUCUCCGAAACCCCUGUCCAAGAUAUUUGUUGUUGUUCUUGUUGACGGUGUGAGAUAUGUCACUUACUCCUGCACGCUUCCUUUCAAGAGCUCCAGCCCACAUCUUGUGAACUAAGCGGCUGGGUUGUUCGCCAAAAACUGACAGAUGAAUAGAUUUAUACAAUGAUCUGAUGCUGUUUCCUAACCAAGGACUAAACUUCCUAUGCACUCAGGCUGAGGUAAUUCAAGUUUGUCGAAGGUUCGGAGUGAUGAGUGCGAGUUUAGUUAAUGUAUGCAGUUUUUGCAGUGCUGUGAUAAUCGGGUUCGUUUGCUGUACCUCUAGCUGUAACGGUGAUGUAAUCAUGUAAUACUGUUUGAUCGUUGAGAUAUAAGUGCAACUAGUAAUAUGGGUAGUCGAGAACACGUGCAGAAUAUACAUGCCUUUUUUUACCUUAGUUUCAAUGAAUAUCAUAAACAAAGCUACAGUACAUCAGGUUGCUGAAA